This is a messenger RNA of Rotaria sordida, 720 nucleotides long. Lineage: Eukaryota; Metazoa; Rotifera; Eurotatoria; Philodinida; Philodinidae. The record is from the annotation of a GenBank genome assembly.
AUGUUAAACUUCCGAAGAAUAUCACUUCUCCAACAUUCAAUAUCUUUUGGAAUUAAUGCUCAUCGUUUUCGAUCAGCUCGUCGUUCUUCUCAAUCAUUAUCAAAUGAUGAAAAACACAUUAUUAAUGAAACAAAACCUGUUUCAUUAGAUAAUCUUUCAUCAGUAGUUCGUCAAAUUCUUUCUAAAGAUCCAUCAUAUGCUGUUCGUUUUGGUGGUCGAGCUGAAAAUCUAUUUUCACAAAUACCAAAAGAUGAUCUUAUAUUAUCAACAAAUGAAGAUGAAAAUGAUUUACCUCAUCCUCAAAUUGUGGCUUUUACAUCGGUAGAAAAUCAAUUUCAAAUGGAUUUAGGAACAGAAGAUAAAACAAUACCAUCUUAUGAAACAGCUCGUUGUUUUGGUUGUAGAGCACCACUUCAAUGUGCUGAUAAAACUAAACCAGGUUUUAUACCAGUCGAAAUAUAUAAACAUUAUCUUUCAACAAAUUUACAAAAACGAACUAGUGAAUUCGAUCAUGAUCAUAUCUUAUUGAUCAAUCAACUGAAAAAUCUUAAUACUUCACCAAAUGUUGUAUUUGUUCGUGGCAAUAAAGUUGAUUUGUUACUAAAAGACGGUGAAUCUUAUUUGUCUGAUGUUCGUAAAUGCCUUCAAAACGAAUGUACAAAACGUGGUUUAGGCAAACACAGCGUUAAAAUAUUAUGGUUUAAUCAGUGCUCGAAGUGA